Cydia fagiglandana is the source of this 2677-nucleotide messenger RNA. Its product is annotated as FIGNL1-interacting regulator of recombination and mitosis-like. NCBI's taxonomy places the organism in Eukaryota, Metazoa, Arthropoda, Insecta, Lepidoptera, Tortricidae. The record is from RefSeq and is a predicted model, not a curated record. The transcript is spliced from 12 exons. Bases 45 to 2669 code for a protein of 874 amino acids.
UCCUUAUCGUGUGACAUGUAGUAUGAAAGCGAACAAUAUACAUUAUGGACGAUUCUCAGAGCUCUGAUUUACUCUCAAAUAGCAUGGACUCGUGUAACAGUCCUCAAAAUAUGGGGUCGGUGCCGUAUGAUACUCUUCUGAAAAAAACUAAGAAUUCACUUGAUGAGUAUCUUCGGAAUGGAAUUCCAAAAACGUCGUUGUCUGCGCAUUUCAGUUCCCUACUUGAGGACUGCAAUACUUGCAUUUCCCAGAGUAUGGACAUCAUAAUUGGCCUUCUAGUGGACACUGAAGUCCACUACAGGACCUUGAUAGACUACAUGGAACAUGCAGUAUGCUUGCUGCAAAUGUUGUCAAACUUUAUCAAGACAAUUAUGGAAUCUGUGUCCCUGUCUUGUCACACAAUGAGCACUUUUCCGGUCAUGACUGGAAAUAUAGUUAUGGUUGUUUUUAAUCACUGUAAAGAUAGUGAGACACUUUACGGCAAACACUUGAAACAUGUUGAGAAGCAGUUGAAAGACUUGUUCCGUACUUGCCAUGAACUGCAACUGACGUACUUGAUGGUGAUGGAGAAACACUUUAUUUUUGAUCUGACAGAAAAAGAAGAGCAAGAUAUACUUAUGAAAGCAUUGGACAUCAAUUUGGCAAUUGGAGAAAUAGUGCAAACCCUUGAUGUGAAGACGAUGGCAGAACAAUGGAAGGCUUACACUGCCAUCUGUGAGAAAUAUUCCAAUUUCCUGAGCGACAAAGUUAUCUUUCAAGACUGUACGAAAAUUCUCUGUGCCAUGACAAUGAAUAACAUCACUACUGCCUUACAGCCAAAUCUUGAAGAUAAAAUAGUCCUAAGGUCAUUGAAAAUAGCAAGUUUCACAAUUAAAAUCAUCCUGAAACUUUGUGGCAUAUUCAAAUCGGCUUCAGGAAGAAAUUACACCAGCAUAAUGGAAUUAUUUGUUUUUAUUUACAAGCACAAUGGUCCUUACUUGGAACUGGUAAACAGGAAAUCACCUCAAUUCAUAAAUCAAAUGACUAUUCUAAUACAUAAUCCGUGUGAUCUCCUGCUAGCGCAGCUGAUUUGCGAUGACGUGUUCUCAGAAUGCUGUCUGCAUUUAAACACAGAAACACUGAGGAAGAAAGACGGAAUGAUUGGCUAUAUCAUCCUGCUAACUUCUGCAAUGGCAAGAGCUCUGGAUAAAAAUACUGCAGCAAAUGAAUUCAAACGGGAUGUCAUUCGUUGCUCAUUUAGUAUACUACCGAAAUGUCAUAUCUGGUUCAACAAAGGCCUCAAAUUCACAAAUACCAAGCACGCCAGCCGACCGUACGGUCUAUACGAGCACAUACUCAUUCACACCAUCGCUUUAGCUUCGACGUUGAGUUGCGAGCAAUAUACGGCGCUGGAGCGACUUAUGUAUGAGGCCCUGUUGGGUACUGAUUGUUGGAGCGCCUUGUUUGCUUCUGACUUGUGGGUUGCGUUGGCGAGAAACAAUCGCGAAUUGUUACAAACGCAAAUGAUCUUCCUCUGCAAAACUUAUAAAACAUUUGAAAACAAUCACUUAUUCUACCAUUCGCCUCAAAAAGUACAUUUGAGCUAUACUAUAGCCAGACUGUUCGAGCUAAUGGAAACCAGAGACAAAAUAAAGCUGUACGACAAUUUUAAUUUAGCUCUAUGGACACCUUUGCAAAUUAAAAACAUGCCGUCUGAAGUUCAGGAGAAAGCCGUUGAAGAUAUUAUUAAUGAGUUACUUACGAAAUUUGAGAACUUUCUUUCGUCAAAUAUACAGAGUGAAAAUGAGAUAAGGCAAAUGAGUAAGCUAAUGAAAGCUGCAUCUACAUGCAGAUUCGUUGAUGGAGAUGAAACCUUCGAAGACUAUGUAAUCAAAGUGUGGCUGAAAUCUUGCCCAAAGAACAGAAUAGUACUGAAUCAGAGUUAUUUGGAUACAAGUCAUAUGUGGUAUUUGGGGCAUUUGGAAGCACUGGUAGCUUUGACGAAAGCAAUGACACGACUGAAGAAAGAUGAUGGGGCCCUUGCUAAGAUUCUUCACGUCAUGGCAAAUAUAGCACAACUGGGCAAUACUGAACUAAACCUAGCGAUACUCGAUCUUCUUUGUCAAUUAGCGCUACAAACGUGCAACGAAGAUAAAAACGCCCUAGAAUCCCUAACAACUGAUGCCUUUAAAAGUAUUAUCCAAAAAAGCGACAAUGUGAUACACAAUUGUCUAUUAACACAUCUUCGAAAAUACACAGACCAUAAAAACUAUGAAUACGUGGUAGCACAAGUAUUUAGUUUAGAUGAUUCUUUGCAAGAAAUCUACAGCUCGUUCCUUCAAGGCACUACUCAUGAUAACGAACAGUGGAAUCAUUUGACAUCUGUAUACAGUACUUACACUCAUAAAUGUAUUGAAUCCCCUGUCGUGGAGUUACUAAGUUCAGGCUCGUCAAGAGAGAAAAGCAGUAACUUUGAAUUUGCCGAUAUCGAUUCUUUGUUUGGAGGUGAUGACCCCGAACCAGCCAGUAAGAAAGCUAAAUACACAAAUGAGGGCAGAUUGGGAGAGAUAGUAGCCCGUUUAGAGGCAGACUCGUUGCUGCUUUCCAGUGAAAAGGAGAAUGUUUUUAGUACUGAAGAGAUUUCUAGAAUAAGAAUUGUGAGUGAUAGACUGAGAAAUAUAAUUGAUUGAGACUUUUA